AUGGGCCUAAGUCUAAAUUCUUCCAAAAAUUAUAACUUUUCUGCCCAUGUUUGUACAUGGCAAGGUGUGUUUUGUGAGGAAGACAGUGUUGUAAAGUUGGUGGCUUCUGGAUUGGGCUUAUCGGGUUUUAUACCUGAUACCUCCAUUGGCAAACUUAAAAAGCUUGAAUCAUUGGAUCUGAGCAACAACAAGAUCACUGGCUUUCCUUCAGAUUUUUGGAGUCUGGGUUCACUGAAAUUUCUCAAUUUGUCAAAUAAUCUGAUCUCUGGGGCCCUCCCAAAUAACAUAGGCAAUUUUGGUCUUCUUGAAACCUUGGACCUCUCUAUGAACAAUUUCUCUGGCGAAAUCCCAGACACCAUAAGCUCCCUCCUUAGUCUCCAAGUCCUUAAGUUAGACGGUAAUCACUUCGAAUCUAGCAUUCCUCUGGGGAUUUUGAAUUGCAGGUCCCUUGUUUCAAUUGAUCUCUCAUCAAAUCAGCUAAAUGGGUCUCUUCCUGAAGGUUUUGGUGUUGCAUUUCCUAAGCUCAAGUCAUUGAAUUUAGCCCAGAAUGGGAUUCGUGGCCAGGAUUCAGAUUUUUCGGGGAUGAUUUCCACCAAAUACCUUAACAUUUCUGGUAAUCGGUUUCAGGGUUCUGUUUUUGGUGUCUUUCAGGAGCCAUUGGAAGUCAUAGACUUGAGCAAAAACCAGUUUGAGGGGCACAUUUCGAAGGUACAGUUCAAUUCUAGCUUCAAUUGGUCUAAUUUGGUCUACUUAGACUUAUCCGAGAAUCAACUAAGUGGAGAUUUCUUUAGCAAUUUGAUUGAAGCCCAGAAUCUGAAACACCUUAAUCUAGCACAUAAUCAGUUUUACGAGCAUUAUUUCCCCGAAAUUAGAGUGAUCUCAGGUUUAGAGCAUCUGAACUUGUCAGAAACUGACCUUGUUGGUCAUAUUCCUGCUGAAAUUUCUGAACUGAGUUGUUUGAAAACAUUAGACCUUUCCAAGAACCGCCUCAGUGGUGAAGUUCCUAUUUUUAGUAUCAAAAGCCUCCUAGUUCUUGAUGUUUCUUACAACAAUUUGAGCGGGGAAAUCCCGGAUUCACUCUUGGAAAAGCUCCCGUGGAUGGAGAGGUUCAACUUCUCGUACAACAACUUAAGCCUUUGUGCCUCGGAAUUUUCACCACAAACCCUCCAGUCGGCCUUCAUAGGGUCGCUCAAUAGCUGCCCAAUCGCGGCAAACCCGGACCUCUUCCGAAAGAAGGCCCCGCAGUAUAGGGGUCUCAAGCUUGCUUUGGCUUUGGCUAUUUCUUUGGUCUGUUUGCUUGUGGGGUUACUCUUCUUAGCCUUCGGUUGCCGGAGAAAAACCCGAAUGUGGGCGGUGAAGCAGGACCCUUGCAAAGAAGAGCAGAAUAUUUCAGGGCCUUUCUCGUUCCAGACUGAUUCAACCACAUGGGUGGCUGAUGUCAAGCAUGCACCAUCCGUCCCGGUAGUUAUUUUUGAGAAGCCAUUGCUUAAUUUCACCUUCGCAGACCUGUUGUCGGCGACUUCACACUUUGACAGGGAUACCUUACUGGCCGAGGGUAGAUUUGGGCCGGUCUACAGAGGAUUUCUGACUGGCGGUAUUCAUGUAGCCGUUAAAGUCUUGGUACAUGGGUCAACCCUGACCGAGCAAGAGGCUGCAAGAGAACUCGAGCUUCUUGGCCGAAUCAAGCACCCAAAUCUUCUCCCUUUGACCGGAUAUUGCCUAGCUGGUGACCAAAGGAUUGCCAUUUAUGACUAUAUGGAGAAUGGGAACUUGCAGAACUUGCUUCAUGACUUGCCUCUCGGGGUUCAAAGGACCGAGGAUUGGAGCACAGAUACGUGGGAGGAAGAUGAUCGCGAAGGGAUAAGAAAUGUCAAGUCCGACGGUUCGGUAACAACAUGGAGGUUUAGGCACAAGAUUGCACUUGGCACUGCCCGAGCGCUGGCAUUUCUCCACCACGGAUGCUCACCCCCUAUAAUUCAUCGGGAUGUCAAGGCUAGCAGUGUUUAUCUUGAUUCUAAUUUGGAGCCUAGGUUGUCUGAUUUUGGACUUGCCAAGGUUUUUGGGAAUGACCCCCGGGAUGACAUCAUGCAUGGGUCACCAGGGUAUGUGCCACCGGAGUUUCUCCAGCCAGAGGUUACUACUCCCACGCCGAAGUCCGAUGUCUAUGGAUUCGGAGUGGUUCUAUUUGAGCUCAUUACGGGGAAGAAGCCCAUUGAAGAUGACUACCCGGAUGAGAGAGAAAGGAAUUUGGUCGCUUGGGUGAGAGGACUAGUGAGGAAGAACCAGGGAUCUAAGGCUAUCGAUCCAAAAAUUCGUGGGACAGGGCAGGAGUCACAAAUGGAGGAAGCCCUAAAAAUUGGGUAUCUUUGCACGGCAGAUCUUCCCUCAAAGCGACCGAGUAUGCAGCAGGUUGUUGGUCUUCUCAAGGACAUUGAACCAGACACGAACCAAUGA
Molecule: messenger RNA, 2454 nt
Organism: Thlaspi arvense
Lineage: Eukaryota; Viridiplantae; Streptophyta; Magnoliopsida; Brassicales; Brassicaceae
Source: the annotation of a GenBank genome assembly